Messenger RNA from Leucoraja erinaceus (little skate), 7070 nucleotides. RefSeq names its product adhesion G protein-coupled receptor L3.1 (gene adgrl3.1). Gene Ontology annotation, molecular function: G protein-coupled receptor activity; carbohydrate binding. Lineage: Eukaryota; Metazoa; Chordata; Chondrichthyes; Rajiformes; Rajidae. Gene Ontology annotation, cellular component: axon; cell-cell junction; glutamatergic synapse. Gene Ontology annotation, biological process: brain development; synapse assembly; adenylate cyclase-activating G protein-coupled receptor signaling pathway. The transcript is spliced from 24 exons. The record is from RefSeq and is a predicted model, not a curated record. The coding region runs from base 1342 to 5817 and encodes 1491 amino acids.
ACCAGGGCGCACUCUGAAACGUAAGCCGUCGGUGUGAUCCAGCGCCAGGCUUUCGCCUCGUUCCCUCCUCGCUCUUUGAAAGCAACAUCAGAGCAAGGUUUAAAUCGGUUUGCCAUUUGGCGUUCGCAAGCAAACAUUUUGCUCGCUGCUCGCCAGUGUUGUAAAUAUAUGCCAGGGGGAGGAGGGGGAAGAAAGAAAAGCAAGAGGGGAAGAGUAUUUUGGGAGGGGAAGGAGGAGGAGAGAGGAUAAUAGCCGGGAGGGCGAGGAACGAGGGAAGCAGGGCAGCUUUGUUCAGCAAGGACAUUUCUCUCCCCGUUUGGCCGUGGAGUGGCAUGGCACGGAUCGCCGAGCUCUUGAAGGAAGGCUGAGCAUUAAAGGAGACGGGGAGCAGAGGAAAACCGAGGGGGAAAUAACUGGAUACAGAAAAUAUAUCUCUAACCAAGCGGCUGCCGGUAGACAAUAUAUCUCGAACCAAGCUGACUGCGGCACACGGUUUGGGUAGGGUGGAAAGAGGGGGCAAGAGUGAUUGAGGGCUCUGCAGGCUGCAAGAAAGUCUUGCUCAUCCGGCCAGCCUUUCCGAAGGAGGGUGGGAGUGAGUGAGUGAGUGAGGGAGGGAGGGAAAAGUGUCCGGUAGCGAGAGGCAGGGGGUAGGUGGAGCUGCGCCCUCGCACACACACACACACACACACACACACACACACACGGGGAGCAGAGCAAGCCGGAGCCUGCAUCCGUAUGGCAGCUUGCGUGGACCUCUCGGUGCCCCUUCAGCAGCGGAGAGGGAGCCUCGCACAGUGAAGAGCCGCCGCCGCCGCCGCCGCCGCCUUUACCCGCUGUGCGCAGUCCCGGGGAGCUGUGCUAGCGAAGGGAGGGAGGGAGGGAAGAAGGGAGGGAGGAAGAGACGCGGAGAGGGGGGCAAUGGAGCCCCGUCGCGCCUUUCUUUGAUCGGUGGACGCCCGCCUGCUCGGUGUACGGACGGGAUUCCUCUCGCUCUUUCUCGUCUGCCAUCGCCGCCGCCGACGACUCCCGAACCAAGGUCCCUACCCAACAAGGCUUGUCUUCCGACAGGAGAACUCAGCUUAAUCUCUGUGGGCACACAGAGCUGGUGAGCAAGCAACUCUCCAUUGGCUUUCAGGCUGCACACCCUCAAUGAUGAUCUCUUCCAUUGUCUACUUCCAGGUGAACUGAUGAGGUGACUAAUGGUGCUUCUCAUCCAUCCCAAGACUAAUUUACUUCAGUUGCUAAGGAAUUGAUUUGGUGCUGACCUUUCUGCGUGGUCACUUCACUCAGUUGGGAUUAAGACCUGCAGUCGGUGAAUGCUGAGUGUGAAGUACUGACAGAAUGCCGGGGGGGAGCAGCAAAUCUUGCACGUUACCCAGAAACGUUGCCUACCCUUGUCCAGUUGAGCUUCACAAAAUGAUCAUGUGGAUGCAGUGCUUCCUGAUCAUGCUCGUCAGCUCAGCUGCAGUAACUGCCUUUAGCCGAGCUCCAGUGCCAAUGGCUGUGGUGAGAAGGGAACUAUCCUGUGAGAGCUACCCAAUUGAACUUCGCUGCCCUGGAACUGAUGUCAUUAUGAUUGAAAGUGCUAAUUAUGGAAGGACUGAUGAUAAAAUCUGCGAUGCCGACCAAGCCCAGAUGGAAAACAUCCGAUGCUUCUUGCCAGAUGCCUAUAAGAUAAUGUCACAAAGGUGUAAUAAUCGAACCCAAUGUGCCGUAGUUGCUGGUCCUGAUGUGUUUCCAGACCCUUGCCCAGGGACAUACAAGUACCUGGAAGUUCAGUAUGAGUGUGUCCCAUACAUUUUCUUAUGCCCCGGAACACUUCAAGCAGUUUAUCAGAUGGACCACUUGUUUGAGUCCGAUCACCAGUCUGGGGCUUGGUGCAAAGACCCACUUCAAGCUUCGGACAAGGUCUACUACAUGCCGUGGACUCCCUACAGGACAGACACACUGACGGAAUACUCUUCAAUGGGCGACUUCAUUGCGGGACGGCCCACCAUCACCUACAAGCUUCCUCACCGAGUGGACGGAACGGGCUUCGUUGUGUAUGACGGUGCGCUGUUCUUCAACAAAGAGCGAACGCGAAACAUCGUGAAGUUUGACCUCAGGACUAGGAUCAAGAGUGGGGAGGCCAUCAUAGCCAGCGCCAAUUACCACGACACCUCCCCUUACCGAUGGGGAGGGAAGUCUGACAUUGAUCUUGCGGUGGACGAAAACGGGUUAUGGGUCAUCUAUGCAACAGAGCAGAACAAUGGCAAAAUAGUAAUUAGCCAGUUAAAUCCUUACACUUUGCGGAUUGAAGGAACUUGGAAUACUGCCUAUGAUAAGAGGUCAGCUUCAAAUGCCUUCAUGAUUUGUGGCGUUCUCUACGUGGUGAAAUCUGUGUAUGAAGAUGACGACAAUGAGGCCACUGGGAAUAAGAUAGACUAUACCUAUAACACCGAGUUAAGUAUGGAAGGAAGUAUUGACAUCAUCUUUCCCAACUCCUACCAGUACAUUGCAGCAGUGGAUUACAAUCCGAGAGACCAUAAGCUCUAUGUGUGGAAUAAUUACCACGUCCUGAAAUACUCGCUGGAGUUCGGUCUACUCAAUGAACAAGAACCAACAUCUUCCUCAUUUGUCAUGGAAGCUACCAAAAGAUUCAACGUUGUGAUGUCCACUCCCACAACCACAACUGUUCCUGCUUCAGGAAGGAGAGCCAAGGCGACCAUAACGGCGGCACCCGAGAUCCCUCUGUUAAUUCACAGGACCACCAUGAAGACACCAAAAGCAUCCCAGCCCCCUCCGGAGAUUCCAGAGUGCUGUGAAGCUACAGACAAGCGGGACAUAUCUUGGCCCAAAACCAAGCCAGGCGAGACCACGAAGAGACCAUGUCCUCUCGGAACAGUGGGUAUGGCGGUCUAUGCUUGCUUGUCACCUGGAGGAUACUGGGAUCCGUUGGGUCCGGACCUGAGUAACUGCAGCUCUCCAUGGAUAAACCUGCUGUCUCAGAAAGUUCGAUCUGGUGAGACUGCGGCCAACAUCGCUCGAGAGCUUGCAGAGCAGACGAAAAGCCUGAUUCACGCGGGGGAUAUUUUGUUCUCUGUAAAGCUCAUGGAACAAUUAGUGGAUUUGCUCAACCGGCAACUUCGUAAUCUCACUCCGGGUGGGAAAGACAGUGCCGCCCGGAGCCUUAACAAGCUGCAGAAACGAGAGCGAUCUUGCAGGGCCUACAUUCAGGCCAUGGUGGAGACGGUCAACAAUCUCUUGCAGCCACAAGCUCUGGAUGCUUGGAAAGACCUGAUGACAAAUGACCAGUUGCGAGCAGCCACCAUGUUACUGGACACGGUGGAACAGGGGGCCUUUGUCCUGGCAGACAAUCUACUCAAGACAGACGUGGUCCGAGAAAACACAGAAAAUAUACUUUUGGAGGUUGCCCGUUUAAGCACAGAUGGAUCUUUAGAAGAUUUGCAGUUUCCACAAAACGGCAUAAAUGGGAACUCAAUCCAGCUCUCAGCAAGUACUCUGAAAAAGAAUGGCCGCAAUGGUGAGAUAAGGUUGGCUUUCGUCCUCUACAAUAACCUGGGAAGUUACCUUUCUACAGAGAAUGCCAGCUUCAAACUCGGAAGUGAGGCGAUGUCAACCAAUCACACUGUCAUAGUCAACUCGCAAGUUGUCUCUGCGUCAAUCAACAAAGAAAGCAACCGCAUCUACUUGGCAGCGCCCGUCAUUUUCACCUUAAAACACAUCGAUCUGCAAAACAAUUUUAAUCCAAACUGUUCAUUCUGGAGCUACUCCAAACGCACCAUGACGGGAUACUGGUCCACGCAGGGCUGCAGAAUGCUGGGGUCGAACAGAACCCACACUACCUGCUCCUGCAACCAUCUGACCAACUUCGCAGUCCUCAUGGCACACAAAGACAUCAAGUUUAGUGACCCUGUACAUGAACUACUGCUGGAGGUUAUCACCUGGGUCGGGAUCCUGAUAUCACUCGUCUGCCUGCUGAUCUGCAUCUUCACCUUCUGUUUCUUUCACGGACUUCAGAGUGACCGAAACACCAUUCACAAAAACCUCUGCAUCAGUCUUUUUGUAGCCGAGCUGCUUUUCCUGAUUGGAAUCAAUCGAACAGACCAACCGAUUGCCUGUGCUGUCUUUGCAGCUUUGCUUCACUUCUUCUUCCUGGCUGCUUUCACCUGGAUGUUUCUGGAGGGUGUUCAGCUCUACAUUAUGCUGGUGGAAGUCUUUGAAAGUGAGCACUCCCGCAGGAAGUACUUCUACCUGGUCGGCUACGGAGUACCUGCACUCAUUGUCGCCGUCUCAGCCGCCGUGGACUACCGCAGCUACGGAACGACAACAGCAUGCUGGUUGAGACUAGACACAUACUUCAUUUGGAGCUUUAUAGGGCCUGCCACCUUGAUUAUUAUGUUGAAUGUGAUCUUUCUUGGGAUUGCUCUUUACAAGAUGUUCCAUCACACAACUGUGCUGAAACCAGAAUCCAGCUGUUUAGACAAUAUCAAAUCAUGGGUCAUUGGUGCAAUAGCUCUCCUCUGCCUCCUCGGACUCACGUGGGCCUUUGGACUUAUGUUCAUCAACGAAAGCACUGUUAUCAUGGCAUAUCUCUUCACCAUUUUCAACUCACUGCAGGGAAUGUUUAUAUUCAUUUUCCACUGUGUCCUGCAGAAAAAGGUGAGGAAAGAAUACGGCAAAUGUUUCCGUACCCAGUGCUGCAGUCGGAAAAGCACGGACAGCUCCCUUGGGUCGGCAAAGACAUCUGGUGCUCGAACUCCUGGCCGCUACUCUACAGGCUCUCAAAGCCGAAUUCGAAGGAUGUGGAACGACACAGUUCGAAAGCAGUCCGAAUCUUCCUUCAUCACAGGAGAUAUCAACAGCUCUGCAUCAUUGAACAGAGGGGCCAUGGCUAAUCAUCUAAUAACCAAUGCUCUGCUUCGUCCUCAUGGCACUAACAAUCCCUAUAACACAUUGCUUGGGGACUCCGCAGUCUAUAACAACCCCUCAGUCAGCAUGUACAACACGCAAGAGGUGUUGCUGAACAAUGCCAGGGAUACAACUGUCAUGGAUACUCUACCACUGAAUGGUAACCAUGGCAACAGCUACAGCAUUGCCAGUGGAGAAUACCUGAGCGACUGCGUGCAAAUUAUCGACCGUGGCUACAACCACAACGAGACAGCCCUGGAGAAAAAGAUCCUGAAAGAACUCACUUCCAACUACAUCCCCUCCUAUCUCAACAACCACGAGCGUGCCAACGAACAGAACCGGAACCUCAUGAACAAGCUGGUGAACAACAUUGGGAACGGCAGCGAGGACGACGCAGUCGUUCUCGACGACGCUGCCUCGUUCAACCACGACGAGAGCCUUGGACUGGAGCUUAUCCGCGAGGAGUCGGACGCCCCCCUGUUGCCGCAGAGGGCGCAUUCGGUCGAGGGCCACCAGGCCCAACAUUACCCCAGCCGGAGGAGGAUCCCUCAGGAUCACAGUGAGAGCUUUUUUCCUUUGUUAACCAACGAGCACACGCAAGAACUGCAGUCGCCCAACAGGGAUUCUCUGUACACCAGUAUGCCUGCUUUGGCAGGUGUGCCCAUGGCAGAUGGUAGCGCCCCCCAGACCCAAAGCGCUGCCCCACCAACCAAAAGUAGCGAGGGUGAUGACGUGUAUUAUAAAAGUAUGCCGAAUCUGGGCUCCAAGAACCAUGAACAGCAACUUCUCAAUUACUACCAGCUGGGACGUGGAAGCAGUGAUGGAUUUAUAGUUCCUCCCAACAAAGAAUGCUCCUCGCCUGAAGGGAAUUCAAAGGGACCAUCGCACUUGGUCACCAGUCUAUAGGGGAAAACGGACUAACCCUGGACACCUUGUUCUGGUCUCCCAGACGCAAGUGAAAAAGAUCUGUGUAUGCUUGAAUCUAAAUGCUGUUCAUAUACUGCUGAACUACUUUGAGAUGUUUUUAUUCAGACCAACCUAGCAAGGCACUACAGGGGAAGCAGAUGAUAAAAUAAAUAGUCUGUUUUAAGGCAAAAACUAAAAUAAAAUAUUAUUGAACUGAUUGAGAGGGUUGGACGUGUAUAUUGAAAUGGCAUUCGGUUUUGCUUCCUUCAAUAAUGCAAAGUUUUUAUCCUUUUUUCCCUUGUGUCUAUUUUCUCAAGGACUUCUAACUGAAGCUUGGUGUAGGUCAGUGUCCGCUGCCCUGGUGCAAGGCUAAGGAUUGCUUUCUUUUUUUUUUCCUCUCUUUUUUGUUUUUAUUUUCACUGUAUAUCAAUUGUGGUCGUCUUUCACAGCGUAGAUGAGUCGCAGUGGGAAGAGCUGCGGAACUCCUCCGAUUUAAAGGAACCUGUCCAAAUCUCCAAGAAAGGGAACUAUUCGAAUCAUAUGCUAGACACAUGUUUAUGUUUUGCUGUAAUAAUUCUGAUUAUAAAACUAAUGAUGAGAAUUUUGAGAGAGAAAAAAAAAAUCUAUGUACAGACACUCAGCAUUGCACAUAUAAUGUAGUAUGCUCCCCCCCCCCCCCCCCCCCCCCCCCUCUGAAUUUAUAUCCCUGUUGGUGUAGUGAACAAGACAGUUUCUGUUGUGCUGGUCUUGCAAGUUUUGUCUUGCCAGUAGGAGCAGUGUUUUCCCCCCAUAACUCUUUCUGUUGAGCUUUUAUUUGUCCUGGCAGUUCCUCCGAAGAACACGAUUUAUAAAGCUCAUUUUGAUAGUGAGGUGAUCACAACUACUAAGAGAAGAAAAAAAAGACGUUUUUUAAAAACUGUUUUAGGUUUUUUUUUCUCUCGCUGUGUAUUUUGAAGUGAAGUCAUGUUUUUUUGCCAACAAAAAAAAAAAUUAAAAACUUUAGAAUUUACAGCAGGUACAUUUUUGUUUACAAUGCACUAUGUUAUUUCCUAAAUGUGUUCAAGCAACAAAGGUCCACAACGGGAGCAAGGCACUCUGUUAGACACCAAGGAUUCUUGGUAGAAAAUAGUGGAACUCAUGCAUGUGGAGAAAUAAAAAGUAGAAACAUUUUUGUGUUAAAACUAGUCAAAGCACUAGGCACUUGUACCGUGGUGGUAAAAAUAUUGACUUAUUAAAAUGAAAGUUAUUUUGAA